AUGACGGCCAGGCUCACAGCAGCUGAGGAUGGAGGCGGCGGCGCUUCAUCCGCAGCAGUGUCCCAGUUCUGGGAGGAGGUGGAGCCUGGCAUAUACAGCGUUUGUUUUGGGGACAGCAGGCUGCUGGAAGGCAGGGCAUCAGGGGCCAUGCAGAGGCAUGCAUGGGCGGACCCACUGCUAGACAAUCUGGCGGGCUACCAGCGCCCUAGCAGCCUCAUCGCCCCUCAGCCCGAUGUCAAGGACGAGGACAGAGCACUCGCAUUUGAAUGCGCAGCUGACAAGGUGUUGGAAGCGCUGCAGAACGCUGUGGCUCUCCGCUGCAAGUGCAUCGACAUGCCAAACGGCCUGCACUGGGAUUCAGCAGCUCAGGAUGGCUUGGCGCCUGCUCCUGUGCUCGUCCUAUUCUCGGGAGGAGUUGACUCCACACUUCUGGCGACCUGCGCCCACAUGGCGCUGCCGCCAGACACCCCCAUAGACCUGGCCUCCAUCUGCUUUGACGGAGGCAAUUCCCCUGACAGGAUGUCUGCUUUGGAUGCGUUUGAGGAGCUGAAGGCGUUUGCGCCAGUGAGAGAGUGGCGCCUCAUUCUGGUGGAUGCCGGCUUGGAGGACGUGGACCGCAACAGGCUCCACAUCUUGGACCUGUUGCGGCCGUCUGAGAGCGUGAUGGACCUCAACAUUGGAGCUGCCCUGUGGCUGGCCGCUCAGGCAGAGGGGCCCCUGCUCCUCCACAGUCCCGGCCGCCCCAGUGCAGCGUCCCCCAGAACCAGCAGCGCAGCCGCUCCAGCUGACAAGGAGCCCACAUGCAGCCCGCCAGAGCACUCUCAGGGCAGCCGGACCGGUAGCAUAAGUGACGCAGAGGCAGAGAGGAGUGAGCAGCCGUCCAGCAGAGGGGAGGCAGCCAGCAGUGCCCUUCAGGAGGGGGAUCCGAGCCAGGUUAGGAGCGGCAUGAAAGAGGGUAGGCGGUACAGGAGCCGCGCGCGUGUGGUGCUGCUGGGCCACGGCGCGGACGAACUGUGCGCCGGCUAUGGGCGCCACCGUACCAGGUUCCGCUCUCACGGUUGGGAGGGCCUGUCGGCGGAGCUGGCGCUGGACGUGGGGCGGCUGUGGCGGCGCAACUUGGGCCGAGACGACCGCAUCAUCGCCGACGUCGGCCGCGAGGCGCGCCACCCCUUUCUCGACGAGGCCUUCGUCGCCACACUGCUGGCGGUGCCGCUGCCGCUCGUUGCGGACCUGCAAGCGCCACCCGGCGCCGGCGACAAGAUGCUGCUGCGCGCCGCGUUGCGGAGGCUGGGCUUGAAAAGGGCCUCAGUGCGCGUGAAGCGAGCCAUCCAGUUUGGGAGCAGGCUGAGCAGGCAGGCCAACGUGCGCGACUUUGGCAGCAACCGAGCCGCCAAUAUGGCCAAAGCCGGCGGCCUGCACCUGUCUGAUGUGCCUAAGGGAAACGGUCGUGCUUGA
Coccomyxa subellipsoidea C-169 is the source of this 1455-nucleotide messenger RNA. RefSeq lists its product as hypothetical. Gene Ontology annotation, molecular function: asparagine synthase (glutamine-hydrolyzing) activity. The record is from RefSeq and is a predicted model, not a curated record. The coding region runs from base 1 to 1455 and encodes 484 amino acids. Lineage: Eukaryota; Viridiplantae; Chlorophyta; Trebouxiophyceae; Coccomyxaceae. The transcript is spliced from 8 exons.